Messenger RNA from Dichomitus squalens LYAD-421 SS1, 1215 nucleotides. RefSeq lists its product as uncharacterized. The transcript is spliced from 2 exons. The record is from RefSeq and is a predicted model, not a curated record. The coding region runs from base 1 to 1215 and encodes 404 amino acids. NCBI's taxonomy places the organism in Eukaryota, Fungi, Basidiomycota, Agaricomycetes, Polyporales, Polyporaceae.
AUGGACGUAGGCCAUGCAUACGCUUACGAUGCUGUCUUCAGGGGUCGUCCAUCUCCCCGAAAACUCAGCCCUCUCUCGACUCUGAUGGGUGGGCUCGUCUUCAGUGCUGCGUUCCUCUUUCCUCUUGUGAGCGCUGAAGACCCGAUAUCCUUCCAUCCACCUUCCACCGUCACUCUCUGCGAACCCGUCACCCUGAACUGGACGGGAGGCACUCCGCCUUACAGAUUAGAUGUUGAGCCGCUCGUAGGCAACAUGCAAGUUACUAGCCAAAACGAGCGGCACAUCAAUAUCACUAAUCUGGUCUUCACGUGGACACCCGAUUUUCCUGCGAACACCACACUUCAACUUGAUGUGGUCGGGAGCGGCUUGACCGGCAGUGCAGGCGGACAUUCGAUCGUGCUGCAGAGCUCGAAUUCCAGUUGCUUGAGCGCUGCCAGCCCGACGACCUCGCAGGCCGCCACCUCUAGCAACAUCGAGAGUACUCUCAGCCCAAUGACGGCCUCAAGCCAAGCCAUCGUCCCCCCUAUGUCAACCGAAGUUCAGUCUCCCGGAGGCGGAUUGAGUAAAGGCGCUAUCGCCGGGAUCGCGGUCGCUGUUAGCCUCAUUGGCAUCGGACUAAUCGUCGGUGCCAUCUGGGCCGUGCUGAGGCGCAGGUCCCUUAUGCAACAACCAGGGAAAGAUUACGAUAGGAACAUCGUGUCGCCCGCAUUCUCAGACGGAGCUUCCAGCGUGCCCUACACCGGCAUCUCUUCCACGCUCAUUUCUGCCGAUCCGGACAAACCGUACAACUUCGUGGCCCCGUCCCAGUCCAUGUUCGGGGGUGGCUCUAACCGCGGCGAGCAGGACCUGCGCCCAACGCCAUACCUCGUCCCACGGGAGUCGACUACGUCGCUCUCGGAGAUCAGGCGAGCCCAGAAGCACAUGCGGGAGCUAUCAAACUCAAGCACGAACGCGUCUACGGCGGAUGUGCGCGCUAUGAGCGUGAGCCCCACGCAGUUCGGAUCUGACGAGGCGCCCGAGGCUGUGGCUUCGUCGGUGCUGAGGGAUGGCGGUACGGGCGGUGGCGUGAUGGUGUUCGGGGCGGAUGGGAGCGUGCGGUUUUCAGGGGGCUCCGAGCGUAUUGGAUCACUUGGAGAGACGGAGGUCUCGGACGUCAGGAGCGAGUCGGGGGAGACAACGCUACCUCCGCCAUAUGCUCAUUACUCAAUCAACUGA